Molecule: messenger RNA, 819 nt
Organism: Hevea brasiliensis (rubber tree)
Lineage: Eukaryota; Viridiplantae; Streptophyta; Magnoliopsida; Malpighiales; Euphorbiaceae
Product: photosystem II reaction center W protein, chloroplastic-like
Exons: 2
Coding region: 289-696 (135 amino acids)
Biological process (GO): photosynthesis
Cellular component (GO): chloroplast; photosystem II
Source: RefSeq, a predicted model, not a curated record
GUAGGCUUGCCUCGGUAUUUUAUCAUCAGGGUAAAUUGCACUUGAAUGACCUCAGAAUUCACAAAUGGAUGAUGUGACCCAUGGAAGAAGGUGGUUGGAUUUGUGUGGAUAUCGGAUAUCUAAUAAGGCGCUGUCCAUCAAUCCACGUUAUGUGGUGCAUUGGACAGAUUUUUGUUGCCAUAAUAUUAAUUGUAUAUUCUUCUGUUACCCCUUGGCUACAAUUUCUGCUCGGUGGUUUCUUUUCUUUGGACUCAUCUCUCAGUCCAUUUUCUUCCAAAUUGACGAAAAAUGGCCACCAUCUCUGCCAGGACUCCAACCUCAUCAAUCACUCGUGCAAGUCUUGAGCACAAGAGAUCAGCAGGGAUCUCCCCCUCCCAUAUUCUUGGCUUGCCAGCUAUAGCAGUGAAGGGAAAAGUGAGAUGUUCCAUGGAGGAAAGGACAUCUGUGCGGGAAAACGGGCCUAACAAGGACAUGAGUGCAUCACUAAUCGCUGCUGUGUGUGCUGCAACCAUGUCAAGCCCAGCCCUUGCUCUUGUGGACGAGAGAAUGAACACUGAAGGAACAGGACUUCCCUUUGGUUUGAGUAACAACCUUCUUGGUUGGAUCUUGUUGGGUGUGUUUGGUCUGAUCUGGGCUUUCUACAUUAUUUACACUUCCACCUUGCAGGAGGAUGAGGAAUCACGAUUGUCCCUGUAAAGCCAACUCAUUCCUAAUGUGCUUGUCACAAUUUCCAUGUUGAAAUUUGAAAGGAAUGUACAAGAAAUGCAAAGAGUUUGGCAUUUUCCCAUCUUUUAUAGCAAAGUGCUUUUGUUUGUUCAA